Perca flavescens (yellow perch) is the source of this 1522-nucleotide messenger RNA. It is a transcript of the gene frrs1l, whose product is annotated as ferric-chelate reductase 1-like. The coding region runs from base 334 to 1182 and encodes 282 amino acids. NCBI's taxonomy places the organism in Eukaryota, Metazoa, Chordata, Actinopteri, Perciformes, Percidae. The record is from RefSeq and is a predicted model, not a curated record. The transcript is spliced from 5 exons. Gene Ontology annotation, biological process: regulation of postsynaptic membrane neurotransmitter receptor levels; regulation of glutamate receptor signaling pathway.
UUGGAAAAUAUGUGAAGAUUAAUGAACCCUGCUCGGCAUCUAGAUUCGGAUUUCAAAGAGGAUUAAGGGCGUGUAGCUGAAUUAGAUGGUACGAUUACAAAUAUGGGUAAUUUAGGAUUGGAUUAGCCUCUUAAUCACACGGUCAUCGGCGCUGAACCCCCCUACACCCCUGCGAGUAAACAGCCAAACGGGCAAUUGGGAUGCGGGGAUGAUUUUUGGUGACGCUGCGAUGGGUACCUGCGAAGAUACCGAAAUUCAAACAAUAAUGAGAAUCCGAUUUGAUUUCACGUUGCUUUAGUCGUUUUUACCGCUUCUUUGUUGACAUUUGUGGCCAUGAUUUUCCUGCGGAGGCUCGUGCAGUUGUUGGUGUUGCUGAUCCAGAGCGGAUGGUGGGGGGUUACGGCGAGCCCCACAGAUGAAGGAGCACUCCGGGCCGGCCACGGGGAGCACGGAGAGCCGGGACAUCAGGAGCCUCACAAGGACUCCUACAGCACCUUCGCCUCCGAGUUCCUGGAGUCCAGAUAUCUGUCCGAUGACGGUUAUCCAUUCCCCACCGCCCCACCAGUGGAUCCCUUUGCCAAGAUCAAGGUCAGCGACUGUGGAGUAACCAAAGGCUGCAUAAGAUAUGGGAAGCCAGGGUGUGAUGCAGAAACAUGUGACUAUUUUCUGAGUUAUCGUCGUAUUGGGACAGAUGUGGAGUAUGAGAUGAGUGCAGACACGGAUGGCUGGGUGGCCGUAGGUUUCUCCUCUGACAAAAAAAUGGGAGGAGACGAUGUCAUGGGCUGUGUCCAUGACGAUAAUGGACGUGUACGGAUUCAUCACUUCUACAAUGUUGGCCAAUGGGCUAAGGAAAUAAAGAGGAACCCUGCUAGAGACGAAGAGGGCAUUUUUGAGAACAACCGGGUGACCUGCCGUUUCAAACGUCCGUUAUACGUCCCUAGAGAGGAGACACUUGUGGACUUACACCUGUCAUGGUAUUACCUGUUUGCAUGGGGACCUGCCAUACAAGGUUCCAUCACGAGGCAUGACAUCGACAAUCCACCUGUGAGCGACCGCAUGAUCAGCAUCUAUAAGUAUGAGGACCUAUUCAUGCCUUCUACAGCCUACCAGACCUUCAACUCUCCCCUCUGCUUACUGCUCAUAGUAGCCCUCACCUUCUACUUACUAAUGGGAACACCAUAAUGAAGCACAGCAGAGCACAUAGUGGAAAAAAGAGGGAUGAGAAGAUGAAGCAGCAAUAAAAAAAAGUUGUCUGAUGCCACAUUCAAGUGUGCACUUUGCACAAAGAGACACUGUAUUAGAUAUAGUAAACACGAUAGAGAGUAUAUAUACGAUACGAUACGAUACAACUUUAUUGUCAGCCAAGGCUGAAAUUCUUUGUGCAUCCCUGGGUAGCUCGUAUAAAAAAAGAGGACAUACACAUACAUACAAACGUACAUGAGAUUAAUAACACCAACAGACAUACAUGAAACAUUACCACAAAUGACAUAAACUUCCAAGUAGGAAAACAAAGAAAACAUGU